ACGAGCAUAAAGGGGUGCGUGGAGAUUCUUAUGUCGUAGUAACAUCCAACCCUAACCCUUGCCUAUCAAGGGAGGUACUGUUAAACUGUUAAAUGCAACUCCGAAUUUCUGGAAUCUCAAUUAUGGGCCGCUCAAUUCCCAGUCUUCUUCCAACCGUCACGUAGAGCAACUCCUCCAUCAUGUCGACUUCUAACCUCGCCACCGAUCUCAAUUACUUGGCCGAUGCUGCACAUCUGCUGGCGGAAGCCGCGCCAGAGACCUCAGCCUACAUGAUGAGCUGUAGGACCGGGCUAAUGUUCGCCAACGAGCUUCAGCAUUCCGAUGUCCAGAAGCAGCAUAUCUGCGGCGCCUGCGGCCACAUCAUGAUACCUGGCCAUGGUAGCGCGCUGAGGAUCGAGAGUGAUCGGGCAUUGCAUAGACAGAAGCGCCAUCAUAACAGGGCCGAGAAGAAGCCACAGCACGCAAAAGAUGUGGAAAACAGAUCAGGGCCUUCCAAGGUGCUUUCCUGCGGGCACUGCGGAAGAUACACCAAGAUCGCAAUACCGCCGCCAGGUCCAAUUACGAGGAAGAAGACCUAUGUCCACUCUACCGCCCCUAUAUCGGUUUCUCGAGGUGCCGAGUCGCAGAAACAAGCUGCCAACGCAAGCAGCAAGAGGAGGGCCAAGAACCGCAAGGCUGGACUCCAGGCUCUGAUUGAGCAGAGCCAAGCUAAUAGGAACUUGGCGAAGCCUGCACUUGGUCUGAGCCUUGCAGAUUUCAUGAAGAACUGAGUCAGGCCGGCUUCUCAGUCUCUUGAGCAGUCGCGGUCUUGGC
This is a messenger RNA of Phialemonium atrogriseum, 813 nucleotides long. RefSeq lists its product as uncharacterized. Gene Ontology annotation, biological process: tRNA processing. Lineage: Eukaryota; Fungi; Ascomycota; Sordariomycetes; Cephalothecales; Cephalothecaceae. The record is from RefSeq and is a predicted model, not a curated record. The coding region runs from base 180 to 770 and encodes 196 amino acids. Gene Ontology annotation, cellular component: nucleolar ribonuclease P complex. The transcript has a single exon.